Messenger RNA from Staurois parvus, 351 nucleotides. The record is from the annotation of a GenBank genome assembly. Lineage: Eukaryota; Metazoa; Chordata; Amphibia; Anura; Ranidae.
AUGAUGGUCAAAUUGUACGAUAAUUUUUCCGAAAAGAAUAUGCGCAUGAGCCGUGACCUGGAAGGAACAGAAGUUUCACCUGUUAUAUGGGGUGAACUUUAUGACUUGGUAGGCCGAUUUUCGAAAUCAUUGAUGGCACCAUCAGAUUACCGAGGGGGGAACGACGUUUUCGAUUUUCAGACAAAAAAUCGUUUGGAAUUCGAACCAUGUAUGGUCUGCAUUAUUCUUCACCUGCAACAUAUUAGGCUAAAAUGCAACCGGCUUACAAGUUUACUAGGAAUGUUUGAUUUGUUCUCAAUGUCAGCUAAAUAACACGAAUGGUUUCAUACUACUUUAAAAAAAAAAAAGGCA